This is a messenger RNA of Stomoxys calcitrans (stable fly), 879 nucleotides long. RefSeq names its product serine protease 1-like. Gene Ontology annotation, biological process: proteolysis. Gene Ontology annotation, molecular function: serine-type endopeptidase activity. Bases 39 to 863 code for a protein of 274 amino acids. NCBI's taxonomy places the organism in Eukaryota, Metazoa, Arthropoda, Insecta, Diptera, Muscidae. The transcript has 2 exons. The record is from RefSeq and is a predicted model, not a curated record.
AGUAGAAUUUGUAUCAGUUGUACUCCAACCGUGACAACAUGAAAUUCUUAAUCGUUUUCGCCUUGGCUUUGGCCACCGCUUCGGCCUUUGAUUUGAGGUCCAACCACCUUGAAUCACGCUCCGUUGUUAUGCCCGUCGUUGAGAGCGAGGGUCGCAUUACCAAUGGUCAAACUGCCUCUGUCGGCCAAUUCCCCUACCAGGUUGGUCUCUCCUUGAAAGUUAGCUCCACUUCCUCAGCCUGGUGUGGCGGUUCUUUGAUUGGAAAUUCAUGGGUCUUGACUGCUGCUCACUGUACCGAAGGUAUCCUUUCCGUCACUGUCUAUUUGGGCGCUACUGUCCGCACUUCCGCUGAAGUCACCCGCACUGUCGACAAGGCCAACGUCAUUAUUCACUCCGGUUGGAAUCGUAGCAACUUGAAAAACGAUAUUUCCUUGAUCAAGAUUCCUGCUGUCACCUACACUUCCAGAAUCAACAAAGUCGUAUUGCCCGCUAUUUCCAGCUCUUACUCCACCUAUGCCGGCGAAACUGGUAUCGCCUCCGGUUGGGGCCGCAUCUCUGAUUCUGCCACUGGUGUAACCACCAACUUGCAAUAUGCCCGCAUGCCCAUUAUCACCAACACCGUCUGCGCUUCCACCUAUGGCUCAACUAUUACUUCAACCAACAUUUGUGUCUCGACCAGCGGUGGUAUCUCCACCUGUAAUGGUGACUCUGGCGGCCCAUUGGUUUUGGCUUCCAACAACAAACAAGUUGGUUUGACUUCCUUCGGAUCCUCUGCUGGUUGCGCUAAGGGUUAUCCUGCUGCUUUCACUCGUGUCACCAGCUAUUUGGAAUGGAUUAAGUCUAACACUGGCAUCUCCUACUAAACAAUAUUUUCUCCUU